This is a messenger RNA of Mercurialis annua (annual mercury), 390 nucleotides long. RefSeq lists its product as uncharacterized. The record is from RefSeq and is a predicted model, not a curated record. NCBI's taxonomy places the organism in Eukaryota, Viridiplantae, Streptophyta, Magnoliopsida, Malpighiales, Euphorbiaceae. The transcript has a single exon. The coding region runs from base 1 to 390 and encodes 129 amino acids.
AUGAGAAACUUCAAGGAAGCAGUUGAAGCAUAUGAGUUGUUUGAAGCAAGAGGUUUGGAGAAUGAAACUACCGGGUGGGGGAGCAGAGAAUCUGGCAUCAUUAAGGAAAAUCUUGAUAGAUUCCUAAUUAAUGAGGAAUGGUUUUUGCUCUACCCAAACCAUGUGGCUUUCAGUCUUGGUUUUGGGGGAUCUGACUAUGCUCCAAUUAUCACUUGUCACAAUAAAAAGAGAGUGACCAGGAGCCCUAGAAGGAGAAUUCGCUUCGAGGAAUUAUGGACUAUCAGCGAGGACUUCCAAAACAUAGUUAAGGAAGAAUGGCAAAAGGUUCCUCUUCAAGGCAGUACUCAACUCCUUCCUCAAAUUCUGAAGAGUUGUGCAAAAACUUUUUAA